Euleptes europaea (tarantolino) is the source of this 3141-nucleotide messenger RNA. RefSeq names its product O-GlcNAcase (gene OGA). Bases 66 to 2852 code for a protein of 928 amino acids. Gene Ontology annotation, molecular function: beta-N-acetylglucosaminidase activity. Lineage: Eukaryota; Metazoa; Chordata; Lepidosauria; Squamata; Sphaerodactylidae. Gene Ontology annotation, biological process: glycoprotein metabolic process. The record is from RefSeq and is a predicted model, not a curated record. The transcript has 16 exons.
ACCGGCUGGGGCUGGUUUUCCCCGCGCAAGCGCAGCCUGUUACGGUUAGAGUAGCAGAGGGGGCAAUGGCGGCGGGAGGGAGUCCUGCUGCGGCCCUGACUGCGAUGGUGCAGGUCGAGGAGCCGCGCGGGGAGGUCCAGGGCGCGCCCGGGCCGAGCCCCGGGCCUGCCGCCGCCGCCGCCGCCCCCAGCGAGGUACCCCCCACCAGGCCAGACCCAGCAAGCCCAGACACGGAUCUCGAGAGCGGCGCCGUAGCGGCGGGCAGCAGAGGGGCGCGGCGGUUCCUUUGUGGCGUCGUGGAAGGAUUUUAUGGAAGGCCUUGGGUUAUGGAACAGAGGAAGGAGCUUUUUAGACGACUGCAGAAAUGGGGAUUAAAUACAUACCUCUAUGCUCCAAAAGACGAUUACAAGCACAGGAUGUUUUGGCGAGAAAUGUACUCUGUGGAGGAAGCUGAGCAGCUCAUGACUCUGAUAGCAGCUGCUCAAGAGUAUGGGAUAGAGUUUAUCUAUGCUAUAUCUCCUGGACUUGAUAUCACCUUCUCAAACCCCAAAGAAGUAUCCACACUGAAACGCAAGCUGGAUCAGGUUUCUCAGUUCGGUUGCAGGUCUUUUGCACUGUUGUUUGAUGAUAUUGAUCACAAUAUGUGUGCAGCAGACAAAGAAGUAUUCAGCUCUUUUGCCCAUGCCCAAAUUUCAAUCACUAAUGAAAUCUAUCAGUAUCUAGGAGAGCCACAAACAUUCCUUUUCUGUCCCACAGAAUAUUGUGGUACUUUCUGCUAUCCCAAUGUUGCUCAGUCUCCUUAUUUACGAACAGUAGGAGAAAAGCUGUUACCUGGGAUCGAUGUAUUAUGGACAGGUCCCAAAGUGGUAUCUAAAGACAUUCCAGUAGAGUCCAUUGAAGAGGUUUCAAAAAUAAUUCGCAGAGCUCCAGUGAUCUGGGACAACAUUCAUGCUAAUGAUUAUGAUCAGAAAAGACUGUUUCUUGGACCAUAUAAAGGUCGAUCAACAGAACUCAUCCCACGUUUAAAGGGUGUCCUGACUAAUCCCAACUGUGAAUUUGAAGCCAACUUUGUUGCUAUUCAUACCCUCGCAACCUGGUAUAAAUCCAACAUGAAUGGAGUGAGGAAAGAUGUUGUGAUGACUGACACUGAAGACAGUACUGUUUCAAUCCAGAUUAAACUGGAGAAUGAAGGGAGUGAUGAAGAUAUUGAAACAGAUGUUCUCUAUAGCCCACAGAUGGCCUUGAAGUUGUCAUUAACAGAGUGGCUGCAAGAAUUUGCAGUACCUCAUCAAUACAGCAGUAGGCAAGUGGCCCACAGUGGAGCUAAAACAAGUGUGGUAGAUGUUCCACUGGUUGCACCAUCCUCUUUAAAUUCUACCACCGUGGUUACUACAGUGUACCAAGAGCCCAUAAUGAGCCAAGGAGCUGCGCUGAGCAGUGAGCCCCCAACUCUGGUCAAAGAGGAAGAGGAGAAGAAGCAGUUGGAUGAUGAGCCAAUGGAUAUGGUGGUAGAAAAGCAAGAAGAUGCAGACAAAAACAUCAAUCAAAUAUUGACUGAUAUUGCUGAAGCAAAAAUGUCAGAGGAAUUAAAACCAAUGGAUACUGAUAAGGAAAGCAUAGCUGAAUCAAAAUCUCCAGAGAUGUCCAUGCAGGAUGAUUGUGGCAGUGAUAUUGCACCUAUGCAGACAGAUGAGCAGACCAACAAGGAGCAGUUUGUUCCUGGUCCCCAUGAGAAGCCUUUGUAUGCAGUAGAGCCAGUGACUUUAGAAGAUCUACAGUUACUUGCUGACCUCUUCUACCUCCCAUAUGAACAUGGGCCCAAAGGGGCACAAAUGCUACGAGAGUUCCAGUGGCUCAGAGCAAAUAGCAGUGUUGUCAGUGUAAAUUGUAAAGGAAAGGACUCAGAAAAGAUUGAAGAAUGGCGUGCUCGAGCCACCAAGUUUGAAGAGAUGUGUAACUUGGUGAUGGGCAUGUUCACUCGCCUUUCCAACUGUGCCAACAGGACAAUCCUCUAUGAUAUGUACUCGUAUGUCUGGGACAUCAAGAGCAUCAUGUCAAUGGUGAAAUCUUUUGUGCAGUGGCUAGGGUGUCGUAGUCAAUCUUCAGCACAGUUCUUAAGUGGAGACCAAGAACCCUGGGCCUUUAGAGGUGGUCUAGCAGGAGAGUUCCAGCGUUUGCUGCCUAUUGAAGGAGCAAAUGACCUCUUUUUUCAGCCACCUCCUCUGACUCCUACUUCCAAAGUAUACACCAUCAGACCAUAUUAUUCUAAAGAUGAGGCAUCGGUUUACAAGAUCUGCAGAGAAAUGUAUGACGAUGGAACUGAUGAGCCUUUCCAUAGUCAGCCAGACCUAAUUGGAGACAAGUUGGUAGGUGGUUUGCUGUCCCUCAGCCCAGAUUACUGCUUUGUCCUGGAGGAUGAAAGCGGCAUCUGUGGCUAUGCACUGGGAACUGUCGAUGUAACUCCUUUCAUUAAGAAGUGCAAAAUGGCCUGGAUUCCUUUCAUGCAGGAAAAAUAUAGCAAGCCAAGCAGUGACAAGGAACUAUCUGAGGCAGAGAAAAUUAUGUUGAGCUUCCAUGAGGAGCAAGAUGUGCUUCCAGAAACAUUCCUUGCCAACUUCCCAUCAUUGAUAAAGAUUGACAUCCAUAAAAAGGUGACUGAUCCAAGUGUAGCAAAAAGCAUGAUGGCCUGCCUACUGUCUUCCCUCAAGGCAAAUGGCUCUCGUGGGGCUUUCUGUGAGGUGAGACCAGAUGAUAAAAGAAUUCUGGAAUUUUACAGCAAGCUUGGAUGCUUUGAAAUAGCGAAGAUGGAAGGAUUUCCUAAGGAUGCCAUUAUCCUUGGAAGAAGUUUGUAAGGAGCUUGGUCAAUGAGUAUUUGAUACUUUAGAUCCCUAACUGCUGGAGAGUGGUGAGCCGAGUUUUACCUUAUUGUCUGUCCAUACAAAGGCAGCAGUCAGCUGGCCUGACGGCUUUGUGAAAAUUCACCCAUCACCUCCAAGAUGCUGCUGAAAAUACUGUUUGGCGAACAGAUACUGGUCAUCCUCAUUUCCUGGUCUUAAGCAGAGUGCCAAGGAAUACUGCAUAUGAUGUUGCCUUGGGGAAGAGACCCACAAAUUCCUUAAAGUACUGGUGGCAGUUCCAUGC